Molecule: messenger RNA, 838 nt
Organism: Hypoxylon trugodes
Lineage: Eukaryota; Fungi; Ascomycota; Sordariomycetes; Xylariales; Hypoxylaceae
Product: cyclophilin-like domain-containing protein
Exons: 2
Coding region: 177-665 (162 amino acids)
Biological process (GO): protein folding; protein peptidyl-prolyl isomerization
Cellular component (GO): catalytic step 2 spliceosome
Molecular function (GO): peptidyl-prolyl cis-trans isomerase activity
Source: RefSeq, a predicted model, not a curated record
CUGGUAAUUACAUGUUAGAUAGUAUCGCAAUCUCGAGUUGUUGCCCCUCCAACUUCGAAAUUUACAGGGAGCUUUAGAGCUUCAAUACUGCUGUAGACACCAACCUAGGUACUUCAAUAGCUUCAAUUGAGAUCAUUCCCAUACCUCAGCGAAGCGCUUGUAAUCAAUUGCCCAAGAUGACGACAAAUGUAGCCUUAGAGACCUCCAUGGGCGUAAUAACAGUCGAACUCUACACAACCCACGCCCCCCAAACCUGCACCAACUUCCGCACCCUCGCGCAGCGCGGGUACUACGACAACUGUCCCUUCCACCGAAUAAUCCCCAACUUCAUGGUACAAACCGGGGACCCAACCGGUACCGGACGCGGCGGGUCCUCCAUCUACGGCGAUACAUUCGCCGACGAGAUCGCACCCGAUUUACGCCACACAGGAGCCGGUAUCCUAUCAAUGGCAAACGCGGGAAAGGAUACAAACGGAUCGCAGUUUUUCCUAACACUAGCGCCGACACCUUGGUUGGAUGGAAAACAUACUAUUUUUGGACGCGUGAGGAGUGGGUUGGCGGUGUUGAAGCGUAUGGGGAUGGUGAAGACGGGGCCGGGGGAUAAGCCGGUGGAGGAGGUUAAGAUUAUUAAGGCGAGGGUGUUUGAGGAUGAUGAAACGGCUUGAUACUUAGGUAUUUCUAAUUGGCCAAGGUGGUAGGCAUCUAGGAGGCAUGUCACGAGGGUGAUGUUUCCGCUACCACGAGAGGGGAUGGUAUUUGCAUGGGCCGGCGUUGGGGGACUUAAAAAGGCACAAUGGUUUACAUAUAGAUACCAAAUCACACGUCACUUUCAUAAAAU